Messenger RNA from Exophiala aquamarina CBS 119918, 1593 nucleotides. RefSeq lists its product as uncharacterized. The record is from RefSeq and is a predicted model, not a curated record. The transcript is spliced from 2 exons. The coding region runs from base 1 to 1593 and encodes 530 amino acids. Lineage: Eukaryota; Fungi; Ascomycota; Eurotiomycetes; Chaetothyriales; Herpotrichiellaceae. Gene Ontology annotation, molecular function: ubiquitin protein ligase activity. Gene Ontology annotation, biological process: protein ubiquitination; negative regulation of gene expression via chromosomal CpG island methylation.
AUGUCAGCUCUACAGGGACUGCAAAAUCAAAGACAGAGGUUGAGCCGGAUCGCAGAGCAGCGACGAGAUGAGCGUCGCCGUCUUGCCCAGGAGAGGUUCAACGAACAAAAGUCUGGUGGCUCACAGUUCAAUCAUGUCAAGAAAGAGCGCUCCGGAAAUGAUAUUGUUUUCACGACUGAUGGCAGGCGUAUCAAGUUAGAAGACACCGCAGAAGAUGAGGUUCGCUCUUUACCUUCCUUUGAAUUCCAUCGGCGUGGAGAAACAAAUAUCGACAACUCUGCGAACCAGAAGCGGUCGCCUCGAACACUCGUUAGCUCGGAUGGAAAACAAACAGGUCGCCCAACAGAUGUUAGCUCUCCUGCCGAUGUGGAGCAUGGGCCAAGCCCACACUCACACCCAAACCCAAAUUCGACUCCAGGUCCAGAUAAGUCCAAUAGACCUCGAUGCACUUGCCCAGUCGGAAGAAAUUGUGAGGCGAAGACUAACGAGCUGGUUGAUUGCCGCACACUCGUAUUGGAAACAAAGGCCUGGGAUAACUGGAUUAGUGAGCGAAAAGAGUUCUUACAAUCUAGCCUCCCGCCAAAUGUGACACCUGAGGACGAAGAAUACAUGACUCUCCAAGAGAUGCAGGACUUGCUCAAGAUCCUCCAUAGAGUUGAAAUUAGGCCCCCAAAGAGUGUGGCUAUUCGCAGGGAAUUCGAAAACUUACAAGCAUGGAUCCUGAAAGCCCAAACCAAUUCUGUGACCCAAGAAGUGCUCCAGGAGUCUAUGGUCCUUACUCGGCUGGAAGAGUUCCUUUCCGAAGACUAUGCAACCCUCAGAGAGAGCAAAAGAGUGCACAUAAGUAUCGUCGAGAAUUUGACGAUCAUUUAUCGCAAAUGGGAACUCGGUGACCUGAGCGUGGUAGCUCGCCGUGGCCUCAUCCAAAAUCAAGAAAGAGGCUUAGUUCGCGCCGAUGAUCACUGGCCCUAUGCACGGAGUGCAGAUUAUUUCGGCCACGGCCACCUAGUCAAUGGUCAAACGUGGAGAUCGCGAGCAGAAAUGCGUCGUGACGGGGCUCACGCACCGCCCAUCUCUGGUAUCUAUGGAACGGCCAGAGAAGGUGCAAAGAGCGUCGUUAUGGGCUAUCAUGAUGAAAGCAAGAAGGAUUAUUAUGCAGAUAUUGACGAAGGUGACACGAUUUUCUAUAUGGGCACAGCUCUUGCCCGAGCUGCGGACGAUGAGGAGGCAACGAACAUCAAGGAUCGCCAGUCACACACUCCUGGGAUGACGCAUCUCAACAGGAACGGUAGAGGCCCGACUUCCGGGACUCAAGCCUUGAUCACGUCCUCACGAACCAAACGACCCGUCCGCGUCUUCCGAUCGUCUCGACUUGCAGACAUUGUUACGCACAAACCCGUCCAGGGCUAUCGAUACGACGGGCUAUACAAGGUCGUGGGCUACGAGGUGCUGAAAUUGGAUCGCCAAAUCUAUCGCUUCGGGAUGGUCCGCGUGGAGAAUGGCCAAGGGCCUUUGAGAGAAAAUCUCCCACCACCGGCACCCACUCAUAGGAAGCGUCGACGCCAUGCAGGAGAAAUUUCCGAUGAAGAUUGA